Messenger RNA from Osmerus eperlanus (European smelt), 903 nucleotides. RefSeq names its product charged multivesicular body protein 4Ba (gene chmp4ba). The record is from RefSeq and is a predicted model, not a curated record. The transcript has 5 exons. NCBI's taxonomy places the organism in Eukaryota, Metazoa, Chordata, Actinopteri, Osmeriformes, Osmeridae. Gene Ontology annotation, cellular component: multivesicular body; ESCRT III complex; cytoplasmic side of plasma membrane. Gene Ontology annotation, biological process: late endosome to vacuole transport via multivesicular body sorting pathway; vesicle budding from membrane. Bases 161 to 829 code for a protein of 222 amino acids.
GGCUGGAAAGAGGAAGGAGAAAUAACAACAACAGCAACGCCGCUGGACCUGGGCGGGUGACAGCGAGACUUGAGUCGUCAGAUUAGUUAUUUUCAGUUGUUUAUCUCUUUAAAUAACAAUAUACGUUCCAGUCUCAUCUACGUCUGUUAAUAAGUGCAAUAUGUCGGUGUUCGGAAAGUUAUUUGGAACGGGGGGCAAGGGGGCGAAAUCGGCGAGCCCUCAGGAGGCUAUACAGCGACUUCGGGACACAGAAGAAAUGUUGGCGAAGAAACAAGAAUUUCUGGAAAAGAAAAUCGACCAGGAACUCCUCACAGCCAAAAAGAAUGGGACGAAAAACAAACGAGCUGCUCUUCAGGCGCUGAAGAGGAAGAAGCGAUACCAACAGCAGCUGUCUCAGAUCGACGGCACGCUGUCCACCAUCGAGUUCCAGAGGGAGGCUCUGGAGAACGCCAACACGAACACAGAGGUGCUGAAGAACAUGGGCUUCGCUGCCAAGGCCAUGAAGUCUGCUCACGAGAACAUGGACAUAGACAAGGUGGAUGACCUUAUGCAGGACAUCACAGAGCAGCAGGAGCUGGCCCAGGAGAUCUCCGACGCCAUCUCCAAACCUGUGGGCUUCGGGGAGGAGUUUGAUGAGGACGACCUGUUAGCAGAGCUGGAGGAGCUGGAACAAGAGGAACUGGACAAGAACAUGCUGGAGAUUGGAGGAACCGAGGACGUUCCUCUACCAAACGUACCAUCCACCUCCUUACCUUCCAGACCAGCCAAGAAGAAGGAAGAGGAAGACGAGGAUGACAUGAAGGACCUGGAAGCCUGGGCAGCCAACUAGACCUGCUUCAACACCUGGCCUCCAAACAGCUGGCCUCUGAUUACCUGGCCUCCAAACACCUGGCCUCCAAACAG